This is a messenger RNA of Anisakis simplex (herring worm), 2487 nucleotides long. The record is from the annotation of a GenBank genome assembly. Lineage: Eukaryota; Metazoa; Nematoda; Chromadorea; Rhabditida; Anisakidae.
AUGAAGACGAGAACGAUGAUAACAUCUUCAGGUGGUGCCGCAUAUUGUUGCCUUGAGCAUAAGAAUAUGAAGCGACCACCAAAGACUGCUCAUCAUCAUCCAGCGAAAGGCAACAUCGCGAAUGGUGAUCGAAGGACCAAAAAAGAAUCGUUCAUGUGGAAGAUAUACUAUGUGACUAUUUUGGUAGUGAUUGUAUCGAUUGGUGCACAAUACUAUUAUCAUAAUUACAUCUAUUUACCGGGUCUUAUCUCACAAAAAUCCGAAUUGCCUGUGCUCGACUUGGGGUUGGAUCGGAAGCAAUGGGGCACAUAUCGAUCUCAUUUAUACUUCGGCCUGCGUACUCCCCAUCCAGAUUCACCAUUGUUUGGAAUGAUUUGGUACGAACAACCUGGUAUGAAUGUGAUGGUUCCACCAGUAAGACAUUGGUGUGCUCAAAAUGAAGGUAUCAAAAGUUUCGGUUGGAAUCUGGCAGACGGUCGAAGUUUUGGCUGUCAAACCAUUCGUGAUACAUCGUUUGAUUUGAAAACAGAUUGGGUUAAUAAGCAACAUUCGUGGACAGCUAGAGUUAGCACAGAGUCAACGCUCGACACAAAAGUGGCAUUGAUUUUUUAUUUGCUUGUUCAGGAAGAGGAAUCGUAUUUGCACUCUCUGAAUAAUGGCGCAGAGUUGUUGGAUUCAUUCAGUGGUUUUUCUCGGCUGCUUGGUAAUUUCACGGUAAAGUUCGUUGCGAAAGCAUCACCGAAUCAUGAACGUUCAUUUCUGGCUGAUCGUUCAAGUGAACAUCUAGACAUCACAAAGAUUAAGGAAACGAUAAUAUCAGUAACGGAAGUGGAUCGGAACUAUCAAACACUUCGGUUGCCAAACAGAUACAUGAGUAAUGAGGAUAUUGACGGUGAUGAGCGGAUGAAAUUCAUUGCCGUUCAGAUUAAUUUGCCUAUGAAUAGCAGCGUUGAGAUUUCAUUUGCGAACGAUGAAACGGAACCACCGAGAAGUGAACAAUUCGAUACGAUCUUGAAAGAGCGUACUGAAGCUUUCACUGAGAAAUUCGAGCGUAUUUUCGGUUUGGCUGCAAAGAGUUAUUCGGGUUUCUAUCAAUAUAUGGGUCGUUAUGCAUUAUCGAAUAUGUUGGGUAGUAUCGGUUACACAAGUGGCUUUAAUCGUGUACAAAGUAUUUUCUCAACAAAGCAAUCGAAAUACGGUAAACAUGAAUUGUUCACUUCAUGCCCUUCACGCUCCACAUUCCCGAGAGGUUUCCUUUGGGAUGAAGGUUUUCAUCAUUUGCUCAUACGUAAAUUUGAUCCUGAACUCUCGCUGCAAAUAAUCUCAUCAUGGCUGAACACGAUGAAUGCACAAGGAUGGAUACCACGAGAGAUGAUCUUGAGUGGGGAAGAUGAAAUGUUGGUACCGAAUGAAUUUUUGAUUCAGCGGGAUAGUAUCGCCAACCCACCGAUGUUCUUCUAUCUGAUACAAAGAUUCUUAGAUGAUGAAGAGUUUAUGCGAAGUCAUCGUGAUGGUUUGGUACGACUAUAUGCACGUCUUCGUCUUUGGCACGCUUGGUUGAAUUCUACUCAAGUAGGGCCACAAGCAGGUACAUAUCGUUGGCACGGUCGAAAUGCAAGCACGGACUUGGAGUUGAACCCGAAAACGUUACCGAGUGGAUUGGACGAUUAUCCACGAGCAACGCAUCCAACCGAUCAAGAAUAUCAUCUGGAUAUUCGUUCGUGGAUGGCCGUCGCUGCCAAAACACUCUCACAGUUGGCCAUUCUCGCUGAAGAUGAGCUCGGUGCGGAAACUUAUCGUGCGGAUGCUGACUAUUUGCAAGAUAUUCAACUACUUAAUAAGUUACAUUGGAGUGAAACUUCAAAACGGUAUUGUGACUAUGGAUUACACAGCAGUCAUGUUGAGUUACGUCGUCAAAUGGAUAUGAAAGAAUUUCAGUCGAAGUCCCAAAAUCGAAAUAAUCCAAAUAUGCCACCACCUCCAAUGAAGCGUAUCGUUCAUGACACACCAAAACUGGGUUUAGUUGAGAAUACCUUCGGUUAUUUAUCGUUAUAUCCGGUCAUGUUGAAGUUGUUGCCUCACGAUUCAGACAAUUUACGGAUCAUCUUGGAGAAUUUACGUUCUGAAAAGGAUCUUUGGUCGAAAUAUGGCCUUCGUUCGAUAUCCAAACAAUCACCGUACUAUCAAGCGCAUAAUACUGAGCAUGAUCCACCGUAUUGGCGUGGUGCUGUUUGGAUCAACAUGAACUAUAUGAUGCUUUCUGCGCUAAAAUAUUACGCUUCAUUAGCAGGACCGAAUCAAGAAGUGGCGUUUCAUAUCUAUUCUCAAUUGCGCAAUAACGUUGUUGCAAAUAUGGUACGUGAAUUCAAACGUACUGGAUAUUUGUGGGAGAAUUAUGCAGACGACGAUGGACAAGGUCGCGGAGCACAUCCGUUCACUGGGUGGAGUUCGUUGGUACUUUCGAUAAUGGCUGAGCAGUACGACUGA